UGAAAACAUGAAAGUUGCCUUUCUUUCAAUAUACAGUGAACAAAGCGUAGAAAAAUUGGAAUAAACAUUGUAAUCCACCGUUUCCCUCUGAGCUUGUCCGUUUUAGCGAUUGAUACAACAGGAAAUAUUAAAGAUGGAUAAGUUUUCAGACAGCAAUGAAUCUCAGAUGAAUAAAGAAAAACUUCUUGCACUGAAAGAUGAAUAUCAUCGUCUCACGUACGAAAUGCGAAAAAAGGAAUUAACUCGAAGCUCUCAACAUUUCAAACACCAACAGCAAAUACGAACACAAUGGGCUAAAAUUGCUGAAUUGAAGAAACAAAAAUCUGAGCUAAUUCUGCAGUUACGCCUUUUGGAGUCUGAUAGCUUUACAAAUAAAGGCAAUAAAUUUUUAGAUAAUUUUAAUAAAUCAUUGCAAGAUCUUCUAAAAUUGGAGGAGAAAGUCAAGAAAGAGACACAGGAACUGAAAAAGUGCAAAAAUGAGAUAAUUGAGUAUGACAAGAAAAUCCGGCACAAGCAGAAGGAAAUAGUCAGAGUCAACAGAAGCAAAGACAGGAUCCUGAAAUAUCACAAUAACAUAUCGUUUCUGGAAUAUCGUUUGAAUAGCAGUCUCAAUAAAUACAGCCAAUUAAUGAUUGCCAACAGUUCUUUAAGGGAUGACAUUAGCUCACUUCUCCUAACUCAGAUCUCAUUUCGCAAAAAAAUUAGCAACAUCAAGCAUCUGUUAUCAUUAGGUAAAAAGUCGUUAUCUGAAGUCAUUCAUUCUGCUACAGUGUCUUAUCAAACAGGAGAGUCAGUAAAAUAUAAAUUGAAUAUAAUAAAAGAAAGAACACAAGUAGAUCAAAAGAAACUUGAAGAGAAAAUAAAAGAAUUACAGCUUUUAGUGGACCAGGAUAAACAGCUAAAAGACUUCUUGGAUUUCAAAACCAAAGAUAGAUAUGGGUCCAGGGAAAGUGAAGAGCAAGAGCGCAAGAAUGAAAAACUUUUAGAGCAGAGACUUCACAACUAUCAAGAAAUCCUUUUGCAAAUUCAGACAGUAUCAGGUUGCAAAGAUGUAAAUCGGAUUUGCAAGACAUACAUACAGGAAGAGGAGAACAAUCUUAAGCUGUUUGAGAAGGUCAAUGACUUAAAUCUUGAGAUAGAAAAGCUUUAUAAAGAAGUUAGAGCUCAAAGGGAUGAACUGGAAAUCAUUACUAGACAAUAUAAGGAACAAAAAAGAAAAGAUUUAGCUCUUAAAAAUGACAUAGAGGAUUCUACUGAUGCUUUGCAGCGAGAAGCACAGCAUAUUGAAGAUAAAGCUGAUGAGAAAGCAGAUGAAUUGGAAUAUGUAAAAACUGUAUUACAAAGAAUUUAUGCAUUUUUAGAUGACAUAACUACACAAAAAGUUACUUUAGACACAGAGUUAAUAAUUACUGAUGACAAUAUUCUGGCUUAUAUAGAAUCUUUAGAAUGUCGAGUAACAGAUCUCAUACAUUAUCAUAGAUUUCUAAAGAAUCAGCAAAUGCACUUCGUAGAAGAUUAUGAUGAUGAAGAAUAAGACUUUUGAAAUUAUAAUAAAUGGAUUCUCAAUAAAAAAAUAAAUCGAAAUAU
Molecule: messenger RNA, 1587 nt
Organism: Uloborus diversus
Lineage: Eukaryota; Metazoa; Arthropoda; Arachnida; Araneae; Uloboridae
Product: cytadherence high molecular weight protein 2-like
Exons: 9
Coding region: 134-1534 (466 amino acids)
Source: RefSeq, a predicted model, not a curated record